UGCUGCGAGGCCGAUGGUGCCAUGGGGGAUUUUAUGUGCCCUAAUGGCGGAUUCUUCACUUUCCCAUCCUUAGAGAAGGUCUGGUGGAAGGUGUUCCUGCCCAUGGCAGUGUGGUCGGAACUAAAUGGCCUCUGAGGUCCUUUCCAAUCCAAAUCAUUCUAGGAUUCUAUGAUCAUGCUUUGGCAAAGGCUACGGGAAGAGUUCUGAAUUUUCAACUGCUUUUUGAGUGUUUUCCUGCAGCCCAGAAUGAGCCCAGGGGAUGGGGUGAUGCUGCUGGCUGUCCUGGUGGGCUGCCCCAGGGCCAGCUCCUGGACAUCUCUAGCAGCAAAAGCCCACAGCCACAUUCCCAGUGCCACAGCUGCUGUCCUGCAUGGACACCCAUCAGCCAGGUGAAUCAGAUCCAGCAAGAAGAGGGAUAUGGAAUCAGCCAGGGUGGAAGAGAGCUGGGAGGACCAUCCCUCUCCAGCCUGGUGUGGAUUUUCCUUUCCAGGGGCAGCCAUGGGCAAGCACAGCAGCAAGCUGGCCCCAGAGAUGCUGGAUGACCUGGUGAGGAGCACGGAGUUCAGCGAGCAGGAGCUGAAGCAGUGGUACAAGGGCUUCCUCAAGGACUGCCCCACCGGCAUCCUCAACCUGGAGGAGUUCCAGCAGCUCUACAUCAAGUUUUUCCCCUACGGAGACGCCUCCAAGUUUGCCCAGCACGCUUUCCGCACCUUUGACAAGAACGGGGAUGGCACCAUCGACUUCAGGGAGUUCAUCUGUGCCCUGUCUGUCACCUCCAGGGGCACCUUUGAGCAGAAACUCAACUGGGCCUUCGAGAUGUACGACUUGGACGGGGAUGGGAAGAUCACACGCCUGGAGAUGCUGGAGAUCAUUGAGGCCAUUUACAAGAUGGUGGGGACUGUGAUCAUGAUGAGGAUGAACCAAGAUGGGCUCACGCCCCAGCAGCGAGUGGACAAGAUCUUCACAAAGAUGGACAAGGACAAGGAUGACCAGAUCUCCCUGGAGGAGUUCAAGGAGGCCGCCAAGAGCGACCCCUCCAUCGUCCUGCUCCUGCAGUGUGACAUGCAAAAAUAGAGUCCCGGGGCUCAGGGCUGGACUGGCUGCAGCCAAACUCUGCCCCUUGUGAUGGUUUCAAUCCCCAUUUUCCCCCCAUUUGAGCCCAGGCAUGAGCCACAUUCCAUCCCUCCCGCUGUCCCUGCAUCCUGGGCAGCCGAUGUUCCACACCCUCCCAGGGCAGAGCCUGCUCUGAGUGUUGUCAGCCCUCUCCCACCCUGGAGCUGGGUGUCCUGCAGCCACUGGUGUGUCCUGGCUGACCAGGGACAACUGUUCCCACUUCCCUGUGCCUUUCUCCCUGCUUUCCCCUACUGCUCCACCUGGCGCAUUCCCUGAUCCUGAGACCAACUCUAUCCCCCUUCCUGCUGGUUUCCCCCCCUCACUUCAUGGCUUGUGAUGUCUCCAGGGAGGCUGAGAAGUCCCAAGUCCUGCUCCUGAUCCCUCCUUCACUGGCAGCUCCCUGGAAGGCUGCCUGGAGAGACCAAGGCAGGGUCUUGCAUGAGCUUUAGCUCUUCCACCUCUUUUUCCUUCUGGGAAGAACCAGAGUUGGUCAGGACACUCGAGAGGAGAACAGAAUUGUCCAAAGCCAGCCCUGGAUGUGGUCCCAUCCCAGAAGCCACCUUCCAUCCCAUCAGGUGGGUGAUGUCCACAGCUGCCCUGGGUGCUCUGUGGCAUUUCUGACCUUCCUGAAUAUUGAGGUGACACCUGUGGUCCCAAACAGGAGUGUGGAUGUGGAAGGCAGGUCCUGGUGCUGCUCCUGGGUGUGUGGCACUGCUGUGGAGACAGCUGGGUGCUGGAUGGGGCCUGGGGGGAGGUGUGGAUGGGUCCUGAACCUGCUGAGCCUCCUGGCAAAGCUCUGAGGCCACAAGAAACAAAUCUGUCUCCUUCCUCCCCCCUCCCAGGCUGCUGCAUCCACCCCUCCUGCCCCAGGCUGGUGUUUAGUCUGCACGUUGUGGUGUUGGUGGCUGUGGUGUAU
Messenger RNA from Cinclus cinclus, 2029 nucleotides. It is a transcript of the gene HPCAL4, whose product is annotated as hippocalcin like 4. The coding region runs from base 418 to 1074 and encodes 218 amino acids. The record is from RefSeq and is a predicted model, not a curated record. Lineage: Eukaryota; Metazoa; Chordata; Aves; Passeriformes; Cinclidae. Gene Ontology annotation, molecular function: calcium ion binding. The transcript has 3 exons.